This is a messenger RNA of Chenopodium quinoa (quinoa), 538 nucleotides long. RefSeq lists its product as uncharacterized. The transcript is spliced from 2 exons. Lineage: Eukaryota; Viridiplantae; Streptophyta; Magnoliopsida; Caryophyllales; Amaranthaceae. Bases 98 to 538 code for a protein of 146 amino acids. The record is from RefSeq and is a predicted model, not a curated record.
GUAUUUUACAAUAUUCCUGUUGUAUUAAAUAUUUUUUUAAAACAUGUAGGAUUGUCUUGUUCAUUAUGAGAUUGAUUCUGUUAGUCAUCGGAAUGCUAUGUUUCGUGAGGUUGCUGAGAAGUUAUACAGCCAAACUGUUGUCCCAAAGAAGGACAUUCAACUUUUCUUCUUCCUAGUUUACGAAAGAGAUCAUUAUUACUUGGUAUGUUUCAACACUACCACAGAGCAUGGUAAUAUCGAGGUUAUUGAUUAUAGUGAAGAUUCCGGAGAUCACACACAGCUUUUAAAACAUUUGAGAAGUGCAUUUUGCAAUUUUAUGCAAUAUGAAGGAAAUGUACAGAGCUCUGUGUUGUCAAGCGAUAUCAAGCGCAUGGAGCAUGCUGCAAUUGAUUCUCCUUGGAAGUCUACAGAUAUUAAUCAUUUGCACUGUGGAAUUGCAUUGAUGAGGAUUAUGGAAACAUACAUGGGUUUGUCAAAGUGGCCUUUAGGUUUGAAGAAGAAUAAUGUAAGUCUUUCAUCUUAUAUGGAAUGUCCUUAG